Molecule: messenger RNA, 1065 nt
Organism: Homalodisca vitripennis (glassy-winged sharpshooter)
Lineage: Eukaryota; Metazoa; Arthropoda; Insecta; Hemiptera; Cicadellidae
Product: nuclear pore membrane glycoprotein 210-like
Exons: 7
Coding region: 1-1065 (354 amino acids)
Cellular component (GO): nuclear pore
Source: RefSeq, a predicted model, not a curated record
AUGCCAGAGGAGAGCCUGGCCAGUGGACCUCUGCCAGUCCUGACGUGUUACUCAUGGAGUCCCCUGCGGGGGUGGCUCGAGCACUGCGGCCCGGGCAGGGCUCUGGUCAAGUAUGCUCUCUCUGACACUAUCACCACAUCGACACUUGUGCAGGUCUUCCCGGUACAAGCAAUCGUGUUCCUGUCUCUCAAUGGACGCAACCUGACCAACUGGGGAUCGUUCUCUGUCCCACUAUUACUAAUGAGUGAACAUGAUAGUAUAGAGAAGUCUACCAACCUGCUAGCUCAUGACAACCAUUGUCCAUCCAGUUCCUUCGCCCCUCUACCCCAGCAGCUGCCGUUCGACUGUGAAAUACGCUUCAACAGCCCCAUGACUCCCGUGGAUAUCCACCAUGUAUUCCAUGUUCAGCCCAGCUUCUCCAUACAGACUGGUUUGUACUCAUGCCACUUUGAAGCCCUCAACUCUCUGUCUCCAAAUACCAGUGUUUUGACAUCAAACGUGACUUUGCGAGCCAUCAGUGACAACCUGGUCUCUGAACCACUGGUCAUACCUUUCCUGCCUUCUGUCUUCCUGCCAUCUAAAGAGUUGUUACUGUCUGACAAGCUGAGUUGGAUCAUGCUUCCUGUCAUCGGGAUUCCACAAGUACUCUCCCACAUUCAGGUAUUCUCAAGUAAUGAGUUAAUCAUGUCAGUGGCCGAAGCGAAAAGACCUGACGCAACCACUGUUAUGUUCCAAGUGACCAUCCUCUCUCUUGCCCCCACCACCCAGGGUGAGCGACAGCUCUACGUCUACGUCUACUCUCCCCUCACUGGCCAGAACAUUACAGUACCUGUGCUUCUGAAUGUGAGAGGAGGGACGAUAUCAGCUCCUUGUAUUGUCCAACCGGCUGCCAUCUGGUACACUUACCUGGAGUCUUUGUGGGGCACAGCGACUUCUCUCAUCUCCAUCUUUGUCAUCAUCGUUGUCCUCUGGUAUUCAAAUAUAUUCAAUUGGACCAGACUAAUGUACCCCCCGCCUUCGGUUUUAUGCUACAAGCACACCAAACACUACACCAAUAUAUCGUAA